Messenger RNA from Aspergillus steynii IBT 23096, 6234 nucleotides. RefSeq names its product MYB DNA-binding domain protein. The coding region runs from base 1 to 6234 and encodes 2077 amino acids. The record is from RefSeq and is a predicted model, not a curated record. The transcript is spliced from 6 exons. Gene Ontology annotation, biological process: regulation of transcription by RNA polymerase II. Gene Ontology annotation, cellular component: Set3 complex. NCBI's taxonomy places the organism in Eukaryota, Fungi, Ascomycota, Eurotiomycetes, Eurotiales, Aspergillaceae.
AUGUCUUCACGAUAUCCCCCAUCGUCUGGGUUCAAUUCCCGUGACCGUUCGCCGCAACGCUUCGGCGAUCGUAGGCCGCCAGCCGGUCCUCGUGGCUCUGACGAUGUGAGCUUGCCGCCGCUGGGGAGGGAGCCACCCCGAGGUCCGAAGGCCUUGAUCGACCACCCUCGAGGCGCGCCCUUUGGGGGUCGAGGUCGAGGCUAUCCGGGCCGGGGCGACUUUCGAGAUCGAGAUCGAGAUAUCCGCGAUAGAGAUCGAGACCGAGACCGAGACUUUAGAGACAUCCGCGACGGUCCGCCACCGUUCCGCCGCGACCUUGACCGCGAUUGGGGUCGCCGCGAUCGAGAUUUCGACCCCAGAGAACCGCGAAUCGGCUUUGGCCGCGGCCGCUCCCGUUCGCCUCCGCCACCACCCCGUGACUUCCGUGAUAUGAGAGAACCGUUGGGACGGGACCCUGAUCUAGUCCGUAUGCGACGAGGGUCGAGGGACAGCCUUUUGUCGGCUUCGUCUGCGACUGGCGACGUGCCGUCUUCUGGCCCGGGUCACCACCCUCGCGGGGGGCCCAUGCGAGGUCGUGGUCGGGGCGAUUGGGACAUUGGACGCGGUCGAGGCCGUAUUCCGUAUCUGGAUGAUCGUGAUUCGUUCCGCCGCCGCAGUCGAUCGAGAGACGGAAGAUGGGAGCGUGAGCGUGAGCGGGAUCGAGAUCGCGAUCGCGAGCGCGACCGUGAUCGCGACCGUGACCGAGAACGCGAGCGCGAUCGUGAACGGGAUCGAGAUAGAGAUCGCGACCGAGAUCGCAUGCUUGACCGGGAUAGAGAGCGGGACCGAGAUCGCGAACGGGCUAUUGAACGGGAUCGAGAGAUUGACCGACGCGAGCGCGAACGAGACCGAGACUUGGACCGCCGGGAGAGAUUCGACCGCCGCGACGACUUGGACCGACGGAUAGAACGCGACGAUCGCGACCGGCCGCCAUUGGAUUCCUGGAAGAGAGACCGGCCCCCUAGUCGCAAUGAAAAUCGGAUCCCGAGCACUUCGUCUAUCUCGUCCGUGCCGGCGGCAGGACAACCCGGCCCCGCCCCGUCCGAGCGCAUUCCCGAUCAUGCAGGCCCCGAACCGCCCCGCAAACCGCCUGCAACUGAGGCUCGCCGCGAGCCUGAACGGACCGAGGCCCCUGCUGCUCCUGCUGUUGCUCCUCCUGUUCCUUCUGCUCCUACUGCGCCUGCUGCUGUGGUAGCUCCUGCUCCUGCGCCUGAGCCUGCUCCUGCUCCUACUCCUGCCCCCGCCUCCGCCCUGGCCCCGGCCCCGGCCACUGCUCCUACCCAUGCUCCUGCGUCUGCUGCUCCUGCUCCUGUUCCUACUGCCCCUGCCCCUGCGCCCGCGCCCGCACCUCGCCCGGAAGUCGCGAAAGACUUGCCGCCGGUUGUCAAACGAUCUCCUCCGCCAGCAGCCCCGCAGGUGCCUGCCUUUGGCUCGGUCACGGCGCCUAUCCCUGACUUGCCCACCGAGAAGCCGCCCGCUGAAUUGACUCCGAUGCCUUCUCACGUUCCAAAGCCGGAGAAGCAGCACGAUGAUAUUCCUCCGCGAGGUCCCGUCCAACCGCCUACAGGACCAAAGGCCACCAGGCUUCCUGCACAGCAACCCCUGGAGCAACGGGUUCGACGUGAUGAUAUUCCAGAUGCUUCGAACAAACCUCACGACCCUCUACCUCGCGUGUCGAAGCCUCAUCCAGCAGCGCCUGCUCAUGUUCCACGGCAGCCGGACCUGUCGCCGCCCACGGCGCCCGCUGCGAUGGCUGGCAAGGAUGUCACUCUGCCCCACGGAGAGACCUCUCCCGCAGGCAAGGCCAGUUCUGCCACCAACCUUGUGGAUGGUAACAGAAAACCAUCUUCUGCUGGCGUGGCAACUUCUCCUGAGCCUCAUACAUCCCCUCGUAUGCAGCAUUCAUCAAACAUCCCCACUGGGCCGCGAGCGCUGCAGCAACGACCAUCCGUGUCACGCGGGCCGCCUAAAACCAACAAACAAUGGGUCCGCCCUGGCUAUAGCCGUCCGCCAUCGGGUCCAAUCCCCACGGCACCAGAUCGUGAGGGCAUGGAUAGCAAAGAUCGGAGGCCAUCAUUCGCUUAUGAUCUCAAAAGAGAACAGCGGAUGUCGAUCGACGAGAACAUGACGGAUCUAGAAGCUGGAGAAAUAGCGCCUGAGGAUGAUGUGCCACCCGCGAAGGCUCGUGUUUCCCCCGAAUCCCCCAAGCAAUCGAAGGCCCGUCAUACAACUCCCCCGCGGGCCGUCACGGACGCGGCCCCGCCCAGAGAGAAACCCACUGAAGAAAAGCCCGAUGUGUUCAUUCCGGACUUUGGGGGAUCGAGCGACGAGGAAGAAGAUGACAAGGUUGUAUUCACACAAGACUAUCUCGAGGAACGAAAGCGGAUCUUCGAGAAAGACAUGAACAUGCUCCGAGCUGAUCUUCCUCCGACUUCUUUGGAAGACCCGGGCAUCGUGACCCUACUAAUGCGAAUCCAAUUGCUGGGACUGAUUGCCAACGAUGUGGUCCAAGAAAAGGCUCCGACACCUCCCGCUCCCGAAACGAAGCCCCAAAUCGCCGUCGAGGAGCCCGUCGCUGCUCCGGUGGAACCCAAACCCGAAAAGGACGCCGUGGAGCCUGAGCCAGCAGUUAAAGUGAUGGCGGACUCGCUGCCUCCGACCGAUACAGUGACUGUCGAGCAUCUUCCAUUCUUACCCUCUGGUCCACCUACUCCUCUCUCUGAUCUCGAGAUUUGUCAUGAGAAUGAUGCUUCGUAUGAAUCGCUCAAGGAUAUUUUCCGCUCUGAGUUGAUGAAGCGCAACAAGGAGAUUGCGCUCAAGAACUCCUCGCUUCGGGAGGAAUACCUGCAUUACUACAAGCCCUGGCGGCUGAACGUUUCUGAAUUGGACAUGGCCAAGGAGAAACCCUCUGUAUCUCCUGCACCAGCUACGCCACCUGCCCCUCCCAUCGUGGUGACACCUACCACAACUGCGGAGGGUAGGCGGUUCAAGGGCAACAGUGAACUGGACUUCCAGAAUGCCCUGCGAGCGUCAGAGAUCUCGGCACAGGAGGAGUUGGAGCGACGCCGCGGCAACAAAGCCACCGCCCAGCCAGAUCUCAACCGGGAGGCGGUUAUUCCCGACAUGCUCGAAGCUCCUGAGGCCAAGGCGCGUAUUUACAAAGAUACCAACAAUAUUGUCGAGCCGACUAAUGCCAGAGCCGUGUUUGGCUUUUUGCCUCCAAGGAACGAUUUCACGCCCGAGGAGCACGAGGUUUUCACCGACGCAUUCAUGGCGCACCCUAAGAAAUGGGGCAAGAUUGCCGAGUCCUUGCCUGGCCGGGACUUCAAGCAAUGUAUUGUUCAUUACUACCUGACAAAGGAGGAAAUCAAGUACAAGGCGAAACUGAACAAGCGGUGGAGCCGUCGUGGCCGUGCCCGGAGAUCCGCUCGUCCCAAGUCCAAUGCUCUUAUGGCCGACUUGGGCGUCGUCAAACCGGAUUACGAAGGCGAGGAAGAGCCGGCUCCUGUCACAGACACGGGUCGUCCUCGUCGUGCUGCCGCACCAACGUUUGGUGACUCCUCUGCCGAUACGGAACCGUCCACCGCCGGCCGGCGUGGAAAUGCAGCCAAGGAACCAGAGCAAGGCGAGAAGACGGUUAGUCGACGCGGUCGGACUGGUCCGGGAUCGCGAGGUCGAAGAGGCAAAGCCGCUCAGCAACAACUGCAGCAGCAGCAACAGCAACAGCAAACACCGCAGCCUACACCCCCCGAGCAGCCUUUGAACAUCAGCGUCCCACCGCCAUCAGUCACGCCUCCUGUGGGACCACUCCCCAAGCCGGAGGCACCCGAAACGUCGAUGGAUGGUACACACGAUGCAGCAAUUAUACGACCCCGAGAGCCAACAGAACGAGAGCCCCAGGAAGCGCCUCCGCGCGGGAAAUCUGGCCGAGGUCGACAGAAAGAAGGUGUAUACGUUUUUGAAUCCGGGGAGCAAGAGGCCCCAUCAACCAGCCGACAGUCCGAGGUUGGCUACGGUUCAUUGCAGCCUACUAGCUACUGGUCUGUACCGGAACAGCGCGACUUUCCCCUGUUGCUGGCCCACUUUGGUCGUGAUUUUGAAGGCAUCUCCAAUUUUAUGAAGACAAAAACCACUGUCAUGGUGAAAAACUACUUCCAGCGUCGGAUUGACUCUGGUCAGAAGGACUUCGAGGACGUUGUUGCCGAUGCAGAGAGUAAGAAGGCGCGUGGUGAACGCACGGGUCCUUUGCCCGUGCCUAACUUCGCGUCCAAGCGGCGUUAUGAAGCCACGCCGUCUUCGAUAAUCCUUCCCCGGCCUCUGGCACCGCAGACUGAUGCAGCCUCUGAUACGGACGAGAAUCGGCCGCCGCCAAAGAGCAAGCACGCGGUUGCAUCGUCCACCCCAACGCAGCCGGUGCCUCUGCAGGCCCGUCCUCCGCCAGAGAAGGAGCGCAAUGCCAACCGUUACCCACCUCUUGCGCAGGCCAGCAGUGCUCCCAUUCCAACGGGGCCAAUUCUCGCCGAGGACACCACACGAGCGGCUCGUCCCCAAGCCCCAAUGGCCUCACGCAUGCCUGGCCCUCGCAUGGGGUAUUUCCCAGACGACAGACGCGAAGUUCCACCCACGGUUAUGUCUCAUACCACGACUCGACCCCAAGAGGCGCCGAUUACCGCGCGUCAAGCGCCCGUUUCUGCCCCCGAGAUCGCGCGCAUGGAAUCUUUACACGCUCAAGGGUAUCGGUCGUCCAACAUUGAUGCGCACGGGUCACCUCUUAUCACUGCACAGGGUGCGAUGCCACCAUCCCAGCCGGCAUACCUCCCGGCUCAGCCUCAGCCUUCACUGGUCCCAACGCCUUCUCAUUCUCGCCAUCCCAGCCUUACCAAGCCACCUAGCUCUCCCGUGCAACCGAUGCAGAGACAAGAACCCGAGAUUCAUACCGUCCGGCAUGAUCCAAUCAGCCAACGGUCAUACUACUCUCUGCCGAGCCAGCCCAUGGGCAUGGCUCAGCCUCCGCCAGUUCUGUCGCCUCCCAAAGAAACUCCUCGACCCGGGCCUCCUCCAUCAGAGCCUCCCGAGGCGCCCCGUCAAGUCCCGGCGAAGCGGUCCAAUAUCAUGAGCAUUCUCAACGAUGAGCCCGAGGAGCCCCAGCCGCGCAAGCGAUUUGCCAGCGACCAAGCCUCGUUGAAUACCGCUGGAAAUGCAGCGUCGCCGUCACGGCCCGUUUACACGGGAGAGGAACCCGUUUUGUCGACGCCUCAGCAGAAUGCCCCUGCUUACACUCAGCAGAGCCCGUACUUACCGCCAACUCGGGGGUACUCUGAUUAUCAAGCAUACGCCCCUGCUCCAGGCGGCUCUGCCGGGCCGGCGAACAACGACUGGAUGGCACGGUUUGACCCCAGGGGCCAGCAGCCGCAGCAGCCGCCGACUUCUCACCAGCAGGUCAACAACCGUCCCGCAUCGACACUCCCCCCUCAACCGCCCUUCUCCCCUUACACUUCCAACCAGUCCGUAUCCGCACACGCCCUGCCAAAUCUCACUGCGCCAUCUCCUGCUCCCACUCCCUCCCCGGCUCCGUCGCACCGGCCGUCGUACCAUGCCUCGGUCUACGCGCCAUCCCCGGCGUCCCACGCGCAGGCAAACCAAAUGCUGCGGUCGACCAUCGGGUCACCCACGUCGCGCAACAGCAACCUUUCCUACGGUACGCGACAAGGGCCCCCGACCCCGAUCCAGUCGCCUGCCAAUCUCCUUGGGGUGGCGUCUCGUCAAACCCCCGCCACGGCAUCCUACGCAUCGCCGGCACCGCCAACGCCCGUGCCCAUGACCAUCCCCAGUCAGCAGCAUCCGAGUAGCCACCAAACCUACCAACAGCACGUGCAGACCAUGGUCAGCGGUGCGCAUCAACAGCAGGCCCAUCGUACGCCUCCACCGCAGGCGCAAGGGCCUCGGGCCAUGCCAAUGGGGCGUUCCUACACGCCGCCGGCGAUCAUGCAGCCGAAUCCAUCGGGCGGGAUGAGCUAUGCUCCCGGCGGACCAGCCCCGACGGUUGGGGCCGUUCACCCCCUGCAGGCGCGCCCGGGGCCUGGCGUCUUGGGCGACGGCGGAAACCCCGGGCACGGUCAUCAUCGAGUUUAUAGUCAGGGGUCGAACGCCGGGUCGCUCUCGGUUCCAAUGACGCCUCAACACCCGCCUCGAUAG